GAAUCAACCAGCGAUUACGCAAAUUCCGGCGGAUCUGCCCACCACUCACCAGUAUCAAUUAUGUUGGAUUUGGAUCGCUGUCUCUUCCAAGCUCCCUGCAGCAGCAGCACUUUUAUUAAUUUGAUGAAGUCCUAAGGUUGCUCUUCUUUAAUCUUGAACAGCUUCUGCAGAUGCAGUUUUUCAUUUUGUUUGCGGUAAAUCAUAUUGAUCUGCUCAUGCGCUUUCGACGCAACGGUGUAUGAUUAAUUUCCCAGUUCUGCAUCCAAAUUCCUGAUCCCAUGGAAUCGUUACAGAGUAUUUUACAGUUUCUAAACGAUCCGAAGCUGGUGUACCGUUUCCAGAACUUUUGCGGACUGCGGAAGCUGACGCUGACGGAGGAUGUUGACGGCCGAAGAACAAGCUUCCUCAAGGGCGACAAAGGUAUUGAUGCAUUAUUUUCGGCCGUGGAUCGAGACUCGCGCUUCAUUUCGCAAGACGAACUCGUGCAGCGCCACAUUGACCACAUUAAACAUUCGGAUGAGCCUGCAACGGAGUCUCCGUCGUCCGACAAAACUAAUCAUGCCCGCACGGUUCCGAAGACUUCUCCUAAAACGAUUAACAAUACUGCGAAACAUUUGAAGCAUUCUAAAAAAGAGGAAAAAGUCAGCAGCGAAGAGAUGCCGCAGUACCAUAUCAGCUCCAAAGCUCUGUAUUAUUUGUUCCGUUUUGGAUCGAGCCUGGGCUAUGAAGCGUUUUACGCCACAUUCUUCCCUGUUUGGAACUGGAAUAUUGAUGGAGCAGUGUGCAGGCGGGUCCUUUUUAUUUGGAUUGCUACCAUGUACAUUGGACAACUGCUGAAAGAUAUCUUGAAAUUGCCUCGUCCAUCGCCCAGGAUUGUGGUGCAAAUGGAACCGCAUUAUGUGAAUGAAUAUGGCAUGCCGAGCACCCAUGCGAUGGUUGGAUUCAGCGUUCCAUUUGCCUUACUGUACUUCAGUUCUUUGCGGUACCAGUUCCCGUUUAUUUUGGGCCUGUUAGUUUGUUCGGUAUGGUGCCUCCUGAUUUGCUCGAGUCGGGUGUAUUUGGGAAUGCACAGUCUGUUGGACAUUCUGGGAGGACUGCUGCUGGUCUCAAUCUUAUUUGCGAUAAUUCUGCCCUUUUCGGAUGCAAUUGAUAAUUUCCUUUUAACCAGCCAUCUGGCACCUUUUGUUAUUCUAAUUUUGUAUCUCACCCCGUCCCUAUACUAUCCGCAGAGUUUUUCUGAAGAAAUUACCAAGGGACAAUGGGGCCCGACUUGGGCAGACACGGUGACCAUCUUAGCGGUGGGAUACGGCGUGACCACGGGAUCGUGGCUGAAUUAUCAGAUGGGGCUGAUAGCGGCGCCGGCACUCACCCCUGACGGCGCAUUGCCGCUGCCACCGCCGUACCCGAUCGUUUGGCCCAGCUCGCAGGAGUGGAUUUAUGUUGUUUUACGAGCGGUUGUGGGUUUGGCGUGUCUGGCCACAGUGCGAAUAGCGGGAAAAACUAUGGCAUAUCUGGCUGUUUGUAAACUUUUCGGAAAAGACCCUAACGAGGUGAAGGGAAAAAAUUUGGUCAAAGUGGAAUUGCCGGUGAAAUUUUUUACAUAUUCCGCAAUCGGUCUCGCAGUGUCAUUUUUUAUCCCGGCUUUAUUUCGUGGCCUUCACAUUGCUAGGGAUACGAUGUAUACGGAAGUUUGAGUAUGCGGUGAACCCCAGAUUAGAAUUUUUCAGCGUACAUUUGUUACAGUUAUUAUUAAACUAUAAUUAUGGACACAUUCCCUUUUGUAGUCGUGCUUCUCAUAGCUCUUUCAUGUUCCUAUGCUCUGUAAAAUUCAUCGUGAUACGAUGGAUGGAAUUAUGGAAAUGCUGCUGCUUGAUUUUUGUUGAUACGAUGCUGUUAAAUUUAAUUUAUUGACUUAUUGUGCAGCUUCAACACUCCAGUGUAUUAAAUUCUCACUUCA
Paramacrobiotus metropolitanus is the source of this 1957-nucleotide messenger RNA. RefSeq names its product sphingosine-1-phosphate phosphatase 2-like. The transcript has 7 exons. Gene Ontology annotation, biological process: phospholipid dephosphorylation; sphingosine metabolic process. The record is from RefSeq and is a predicted model, not a curated record. Bases 279 to 1694 code for a protein of 471 amino acids. Gene Ontology annotation, cellular component: endoplasmic reticulum membrane. Lineage: Eukaryota; Metazoa; Tardigrada; Eutardigrada; Parachela; Macrobiotidae. Gene Ontology annotation, molecular function: sphingosine-1-phosphate phosphatase activity.